Molecule: messenger RNA, 693 nt
Organism: Folsomia candida
Lineage: Eukaryota; Metazoa; Arthropoda; Collembola; Entomobryomorpha; Isotomidae
Exons: 2
Coding region: 330-680 (116 amino acids)
Source: RefSeq, a predicted model, not a curated record
AGAGUGACAGUUAAAAUAUUUUAUCUAAAUUGCAUAUUUUUUACCAGUUAAGUUGAAACAGUUUACUUUCAUACAUCUCAAUAUUACAAGUAGUUGCAUACAUACAAAGAUUAGCAAGGCAUUAUAGAAUAGCUACUUAUUUUAAUUAAUCUCAUGUCCGCAAUGAGCUCAGCGUCGUCGUCAUCCGUGUGGGUGGAGAUAGCUAAGCGUUUUGAGUCAUUCUGUAAACGAGACUUUAAGAUCCAGUUCGGCCGUGAAAAGGACUCGCUCAUGGCGAUAUUCGCACAAGAACUUUCGCACAAGAACAUUCGCACAAGAACUUUCUCCAAAUGCGGUGGAACAAUUAUCCAAAAUUACUACAGUUGGUGAAUGAGAAAGCGGUCAACAAUGUCGUCACGGUGACAGAGGACCCUGUAGUUUUUAAGCGUCUGUUUCAGUAUUUUCAUACUGAAGACUUUCCUGACCGAUCGAGCUACACGGCCAAUGAAAUUAUCAAUAUUCUCAAACUCGCUUCCCGCAAUUGCCCCGGCGAGCUGAGUGACGAGAUGACAAAGAAACUUUUCGAGAAUGGUCUCCGGCUGAAAAAUGCAUACAAAAUGCUCAACUUUGCCAGCCUGUUUGACUUGUCUGGAUUGAAAGACAUGGCGUCCUCUUUCAUGGAGAAGUACGUUUUUAAUUAGUUAAUCACCUAAU